Falco peregrinus (peregrine falcon) is the source of this 2424-nucleotide messenger RNA. It is a transcript of the gene TMEM214, whose product is annotated as transmembrane protein 214. Gene Ontology annotation, cellular component: Golgi apparatus; endoplasmic reticulum. The transcript is spliced from 16 exons. The record is from RefSeq and is a predicted model, not a curated record. Lineage: Eukaryota; Metazoa; Chordata; Aves; Falconiformes; Falconidae. Bases 72 to 2213 code for a protein of 713 amino acids.
CCCGUGUGCGCGGCCGCAGCCAAUGAGCGGCCCCGCCUCCCCCCUGCCCCCCCCUGCCCCGGCUCGGCGCGAUGGCGGCGGCGGGCCCGGCCGCGGGCGGCGGGCGCUGGGAGGUGGUGCGGAAGGGCCGGCGGCCGGCGGGGGGCUCCGGCAGCCGCCGUGCCCUGGGCGAGGCCAACGCCGUCCGCGCGCUGCCUUUGGCCGCUCCCAUCGCUACCUCUGACACCAUCUUCGAGCUGGGCUUCGAGCGGGCGCUGAAGAAGCAGAACAAGGAGCAGGUCCCCCCCGCGUCGGCGCCCGAGCAGCCACACCGGAGGCAGCAUGCAGGGAAGAGCACGAAGAAGCCGUCAGCGACCAAUACCGGUGCCAAACCAGGGAAAUGCCGCUCACUGGAGGAAGCCCUUAGAGCUCUUGACUUGGUGGAUCUGCAGAAGGAGCUGGAUAAAAGUCAAAGCGUGUUCCCCGAGAACCCCUCCGUCUGGGUGAAGGACUUGGCUGGCUAUCUCAACUACAAGCUGCAGGCACCCAGGAGCGACCCCACGCUCAGCCAGCACCCCCACGACUAUCCGUACUGCCUUGUGAGCAAGGAGCUGAAGAACAUCAUCAGAUCCCUGCUGGGACGGUCGUCCGGCGUGCUGGAGCUCUUCUUUGACCACUGUAUUUACAGCAUGCUGCAGGAGCUGGACAAAACCCCAGGGGAGUCUUUGCACGGGUACAGGAUCUGCAUCCAGGCGGUGGUUCUGGACAGGCCCAAAAUCGCCACCAUGAAUCUGGGCAAGUACUUGGAGGUGUUGCGGUCUCACCAGAACAGGCCGAUUAAAUGCCUAACGGUCCUCUGGGCACUGGGACAGGCUGGAUUCGUGGACCUUCAUGAGGGCCUGAAAGUGUGGCUUGGUGUCAUGCUCCCAGUGCUCGGGAUCAAGUCUCUCUCUCCUUAUGCUGUUGCUUACCUGGACCGUCUGCUGAUGAUGCACCCAAACCUGACCAAAGGCUUCGGUAUGAUCGGACCCAAGGAUUUCUUCCCCCUCCUGGACUUCGCCUUCAUGCCCAACAACUCGCUGCCGCCCAGCUUACAGGAGCAGCUGCGCCGGCUCUACCCUCGCCUGAAGGUGCUGGCAUUUGGUGCGAAGCCGGAGACAACACUGCACACCUACUUCCCUUCCUUCCUCUCCCGUGCUACACCGAGCUGCCCUCCCAGCAUGAAAAAAGAGCUCCUGACCUCCAUGAGCCAGUGCCUCAGCCUGGAUCCCCUGAGCUUCAGCGUCUGGAGGCAGCUGUACACCAAGCACCUUUCUCAGUCCAGUUUGCUUCUGAACCAUCUGCUGGAGUCCUGGGACAGCAGGAGCAAGAAGGUGCGUCAGUCACUGCAGGAAACGGUUCACUCAUUCAAAGUAACGAACGAGGAGCUGGUGGCGAGAGGGCCCAACAGUGACCAGGACGUGGCUGCCUGCAAUGCUGCCUGCAAGGAGCUGCUGCAGAAGAUGAAGGGCCAGGGCUUCCCCUGGUCGCGGCUGCUGCUCAUCCUCCUGGUCUUUGCGGCCGGCUUCCUCCUGCAUGAUGUCCGGACACAUGGCUCCUUCCAGGCCUCCUCUUCUGCUCGCCUCCUUCAUUCCUCUGGCGUCCUGCCGGCCCUGCAGCAAGCCUGGCAGAAGGUCUCCCACUGCUGCCUUGAAGGAUACAGGUGGCUGGAGCGCAGCCUGCCCGUGUACAGCUCCCAGGCAGCAGCUGUCCUGCAGCCACAGCUGGAACUGCUCUGGGUGAAGAGCAGCGAGGUGGCCCUGUACGCAUCCGAGCAGUGCUCAUCCCUGCUGUCCUGGGUCCACAACAGCCUGCCCUGCUUCAUUGAGUGGUGGAGAAAUAUCAUGGGACUGCAUGAGAGAACAUCUGACAAGCUUUACCUAUUCUUCUUGGAUUUACCUGCAAAACACAACCAUAGCCAUCAAAAACUGGGCCCUGGCUAUGAUUUCAGGACACUGAUCUGCUUUCUGGAGGAGUGGGGGCACGGUCAUGUCAUCUCCCGAAGUUCCAGCCACCGAGGAGUAUCUCCAGCACAACUUGCGGAUGGCAAUGCCAAGGGAGAUGUACACAGGGACUUUGGGCUUAGGUUGGGGCUUACGGGGGAGGUGGGUUUUAUUGUUUUUUGGUUUGUUUUGGUUUGGGUUUUUUUUUCCCCUGGGGAGACACAUCCAGGUUUUCCACACCUUGUGAAUUAGCUUUGGCUUUCCCUGUCCUGCUGCCCCUUCUCUAGGUCUGGAUGGGGUCAAUGAUCUUAUGCUUUGCCUGCAAGUGCAUCUGUCCCAAAGUGUCAGAGGAUCAGGUGCAGACACCCAGAGGUCUCCCACCCGUGCCCCCCCAACUCCUUCCCACGGGUUCCAAGUUGAUGAACUGGACUGAUUACUUUUUUUUUUUCUCCUUUUGAGUGCA